Aspergillus brunneoviolaceus CBS 621.78 is the source of this 3287-nucleotide messenger RNA. RefSeq lists its product as uncharacterized. The transcript is spliced from 5 exons. NCBI's taxonomy places the organism in Eukaryota, Fungi, Ascomycota, Eurotiomycetes, Eurotiales, Aspergillaceae. The record is from RefSeq and is a predicted model, not a curated record. Bases 474 to 3113 code for a protein of 879 amino acids. Gene Ontology annotation, cellular component: fungal-type vacuole membrane.
UUCAUAGGCAAUACGACUUCAAUUACUUCAUGUGCUUGCUUCACCAUCAGCUCCUGACCAAGUCACUUGGACUGUUGUGUGCUAUGGUCAACCUCAUACCUCGUACAAAUAACAAGUUACCUGUACUUGCAGUGGAACGCCACACCGCCCUGGCGAGGGAAGAUCCGCUCUCCGUCGGCUUGCUUGUCCAUCUUCCAACAACAUCCUUCAUCUUUCAUCAUUCAUCAUUGAUUUUCUUGGAGCCGAGUUGACCCUACGUCUUUCCUUGGAGCUCAAGCUUCCGUAUACCUGUUUCCCCUUCAAUUUCCUCAUUCGCUGGUGUCCUUAACUCCCUUCAGCCUCCUUGAAACCUGUAGCCAUUAUCUAUCUCCUACCUUGUCUGCCCAGGCGCCUAUCUGGACCCCCCCCGUCUCUUAUCGUGGCACUGAGCUAGUCUUCCUUCAUCAACCACCUCCACCACCACCAGCUCCGUCAUGACGGACGAGGCAGCCAGGCCUCUGUUGGACGGUAAUUCUAGGCCGGGCUCACUUCAUCCAGUUCCUUCACCCAAGGAUGGAAAGACACCUUCUCUCACUUAUCAGGAGCCUCGACCGUAUGAAUUGUCCGAUGAAUCCGCUCCGCUUCUAGUCCGUCGGGAUGACGAUGAGUUUCUGGGGUACGGCGGGACCGACCCCAGACAACGACGUGCUUCCGAUCUCUCGCGCCGCUCCCUCUCCUCGGACCCCUCCCUGAAGAAACGACGGGGCAAAAUUCGAUGGCCCAUUUUCUGCGCCGUGAUCUCAAUCCUUGCGGUCGCUGCAAUACUGGUCUUUGCUUUUAUUGCCCCAGCAGCUGUAAAGGAGUACGUGAAAGAUGCAACGGUCUUCAACCCCACCAAUGUGUCAAUUGAAUCGACGACCGCUACGGGAGUCCGUGCUCGUGUACAAGGGAACCUGAUCAUUGAUGCACAGCGCAUCAAAAAGAGACCAGUACGGGAUCUAGGUCGUUUCGUCACCUGGAUUGGAAGAGAGGUCGAGACCGGAGAGGCCGAGGUGGAAGUAAAUCUACCCGAGUACGGCAAUGUCCUCGUCGGUACCGCCUCUCUGCCCCCACUCAACAUCAAUAUCCAGAACGGCCAUGUCAAUCAUGUCGAUUUCAUUGCAGAUCUGGUGGCAGGCGAUGUGGAAGGCGUUCGCUCACUAGCCCUGGACUGGCUAGACGGCAGACUCGGCCACGUUCGUGUAGAUGGCAGAGCAACAAUGCAUCUCCAAACCGGCUUGUUGGAUUUGGGCACACAGACGAUCACUGACACGAUCGUCUUGCAAGAGGGCGACUUUCCCCCGGUGCCCACGGUCAACGUGACCGGUCUUAACGUUCAUGAUGCGGACACCCCUGGAGAUGAAGGAGCAAUGGUCGUGGACGCGUCCGUUGCUGCUAUGAUCCAAUCCCCUUUCUCCCUUAGCAUCCCUCCACUUGGUUUCACAGUCCUGGUGCCCAACUGCUCUCCAGGGGACCCAUACAUCACAGUGGCCGGUGCCAUGACCGAGGGAUUCCCGGUCACUCCCGGCAAAACAACACUGAUUAAUGUCAGCGCCCUGAUUCGAGGUCUUUCGGACGACUUGACGAAAAGUUGCCCAGGAGAAAAGAGCUCGCCGCUUGACUUCCUUGUCAAAAGUUACGUUCAUGGCCGUGGAACAACUGUCUACGUCCGUGGAGCCGAUGCGCCCUCCUUGGAUACUCCAGACUGGAUUGUGGACAUACUAAAAAGUGUGACGGUACCGUUCCAGUUUACUGGCCAUACCUUGGAUAACCUUGUCCGCAAUUUCACCAUGUCGGAUGUGCACUUCAGCUUGCCUGACCCUCUGGCAGAGCCGGACUCGCCUGAAUCCCGUCCAACAGUCUCUGCUCUGGUGAAGGUCUUGAUAGGGCUACCGAAGGAGGUUGGACUCGAAUUCGAUGUGCCCCGGGUCCGGGCCAAUGCUGAUGUGCUCUAUCUCAACCGCAAGGUUGGAGUCUUGGAUCUCAACAAGUGGCAGCCGGCCAACUCAACCUUGCUUGAAGAUGUCGACGGUACCCCGGCAGUGCUGGUUGACUUUGCCAUCAAAAACGCCCCGCUGAGGGUUACUGACGAUAAUGUUCUCACGGACCUUCUCCAAGAUCUCAUCUUUUCUGGUAAAAUUAUCAAGCUGAACGUGACAGCCAAUGUAGACGCGGAAGUAUCCACGGGACUCGGCAUCCUGACGGUCCGCGAGAUACCAGCUGAAGGAGAGGUUAUCGUCAAGCCCCCGUACGGUGGCUCACUCGAUGAAUUCAAGCCACAGAUUGAGUCGCUCAAAUUAAGCGACACGACUGCGUCUUCACUACUCGUGGAAACGAAAGUCAAUGUUACGAAUCCUACGCCGUAUGCUGCUGCAAUACCCCUGAUAGAUUUCGUAAUGCUCUUCAAUGGCUCAACAGUGGCCCACUUGACGGCAAAAAACGCCAAAAUAACCCCCGGAUCAAACAGCGGUCUUCACGUGGACCUCUUAUGGAGUCCCCUCGGCUUUGAUGGCCCAUCUGGUGCCAGCGCUGGACGGGACCUGUUGUCCCAAUACAUCUCAGGCUCCAAUACUACGGUUACCAUACGGACACACGAGAAGAGUAUUCCCGCACUACCAGGGCUAGGACGGGCGCUUUCAAGAUUGAGUCUGGACGUGCAGAUUCCUCGUAUCCCUGUCCCUCGGGCACCGGGACACGAGCCUGAUGCGGGCAACGGGUCCAUGGGAUUUAUACAGGGAGCUACGAUGCACUUGUGGUCAUCGACGGCCGAGUUCACACUGUCUUCGCCGUUCCCCAACACAACAAUCGAGAUCACUUCGAUCGAUGCUCAGGCGUUCUACCAAGCAGAGAGCGAGGAGGCAGAAGUCGGCUCUAUCGACUACCGGAUUCCGUUUCCGGUCCCUCCAGGUCUAUCUGUGACUCCGCGAUUGCCAGUAGAUUUGAAGCUGGGCGGAAUUGGCUACGAUGCGUUGAGACGAGCCCUUGGCGGCUCUCUCCAGCUAGACGCCAUCGCGAAGGUUGGCGUGCAGAUCCAGCAUUAUAGGGACCGGGUGGUGUAUCAUGGCAAGGGCAUCAAAGCAAAGGUGAAGCUGUGAUACGAAUUUCCUUGGUUCAUCGGGCCAAGUCGGAGUUUGGGAUUCGGGAGUUUCUUUUCGGCAUAGAAAUUUUGGGUUGGCAUCGAUACUGGGAUGCUAUUCAGGUCGCAAAAAGAACAAGUCAAUGGCGCCUUGCCACUAGUUUACACUCAUAUCACAAGAAUAGCAACGUUC